CACUGCAGCAGUCAGAGUGGCAGCCAGAGGAUUGGUCCAUGCUGUGCCCUCUGGACGGUGCUGGUGAGGCUGAGCAAGAGGCCUCCACAUCUCGACACCUGGGAGAGGGGGGAAGGAGUCUCACCAGGGUAGAGGAUCAUGUUGCGCCGCAAGCCCUCCAAUGCCAGUGAGAAGGAGCCCACUCAGAAGAAAAAGCUCUCCCUUCAGCGCUCCAGCAGCUUCAAGGAUUUUGCCAAAUCCAAACCCAGCUCCCCCGUGGUGAGCGAGAAGGAAUUUAAUCUGGAUGAUAAUAUUCCAGAAGAUGACUCAGGUGUUCCUACCCCAGAGGAUGUUGGGAAAAGUGGCAAAAAGCUGGGGAAGAAGUGGAGAGCAGUGAUUUCCCGAACCAUGAACAGGAAGAUGGGCAAGAUGAUGGUGAAGGCCCUGUCAGAGGAGAUGGGAGACACGCUGGAGGAGGGCUCAGCCUCCCCAACAUCUCCAGAUUGCAGCCUGGACAGCCCUGGUCCUGAGAAAAUGGCCCUGGCCUUUGCUGAGCAGGAGGAGCAUGCACUCCCAGUGCUCAGCCGCCAGGCAUCAACGGGCAGUGAGCUCUACAGCCCCAGCACAGGCUCUGGGAGCUUCGGGGAGGAAUCACCUGCCCCACUGUACAUAGGACCCUUCUGUGGCCGAGCUCGAGUCCACACUGACUUCACUCCUAGCCCCUAUGACCACGACUCCCUGAAACUGCAGAAAGGAGAUGUGAUCCAGAUCAUUGAAAAACCACCUGUGGGCACAUGGCUGGGCCUGCUCAAUGGCAAGCUGGGCUCUUUCAAAUUCAUCUACGUGGAUGUGCUGCCUGAGGAGGCUGUGGGGCCUGCCCGCCCCAGCCGCCGACAGAGCAAGGGCAAAAGGCCCAAGCCCAAGACUCUGCAUGAGUUGCUGGAGCGCAUUGGUCUGGAGGAGCACACGUCCACCCUGCUUCUCAAUGGCUACCAGACACUGGAAGACUUCAAAGAGCUACGGGAAACACACCUCAAUGAACUGAACAUCACGGACCCACAACACCGGGCCAAGCUACUCACGGCUGCAGAGCUGCUGCUGGACUAUGACACUGGCAGCGAGGAGGCUGAAGAGGGCGCUGAGAGCAGCCAUGAGCCAGUGGUGCACACAGUGUCAGAACCCAAGGUGGACAUCCCUCGUGACUCCGGCUGCUUCGAGGGCUCAGAGAGCGGGCGUGAUGAGGUGGAGCUGGCAGGCACUGAGGAGCAGCUGCAAGGCCUCUCCUUGGCUGGGGUACCUUGAGGUAGAGGCUGGGCCUGAGCUGCAGAGGCCACAGGGAUGAAAGAUCUGCGCCCAGAAGACAGUGCCAUGCCUGCCCCUGCUUUCUCAGGGUCACUUAGGGCCACAGGGCUGGCCAGAGCCCUACAGGCUCAGCUGGAGUGGACAAAGGGCCACCCAAAGGCACAUCCUACCUGCCGAACCCCUCCCUCUUCCAAUGACUGACAGCACAGCCCUCCUGGCACCAUCCACUCCCCCAGGCCCCAGCCGUAGCAGGUGGGACAUUGAGGGAAGAAAGUUGUGGGGACCACACGUUCCUUCUCCCUAACUUGCUUAGAGGCUUGGCUGCCCAAUCACUAUGAGACUUGAACCAAGUGCCUUCCCCUCUCUGAGCUUUGUACUUGUCGGAAUAGACUGGGUAGUCACUGAGGACCUUCCUGGCCAGCUCUGACACUGUGAUUUUAAAUUUCUGCUCUCCUGCUUCCUGUGGCUUGGCGAAACACUGGGGCUUACUGAGGAGGCUGGAGUGGCCUCAGGCUUCCAAGUGAAAUGUCUCUUUCUGCUUAUCCAUUUCACACCUUCCCUCAAGACUCAGGCUGAGCUGCAACUUCCUCUAGUUUAAAACAAUGCAUAUACCUCAUACAGUGCGUGCACCCUUCCAAUCCUGGCCCUCUCAAAUUAGACUUCCCAGAAGACUAAUAGCAGGUGCUUAUACCUGGCUUCCAAGGACACAAAUGCCUCUCAGAUGCCAGUUGGAAGUCUGGGUCUAGACUUGGCCACGUGUGAGUCCUUACAAACAAAAAAAGCACUGAGCUUGACAUUGGGAAGUCCACUAGCCAACACUGCUUUGCUAAAGUUUGGGUGUACCCUGAGCUCCACAAAGUAUGGAGGCUAUCUGUUGAUAAAGUCCUCCCUUGUCCCCAGUAGCCAGUCUUUGCCAUGAAUCUCCCAGAGGAGCCCUUCCCUGGUAUGGGACCAACAGUGCCCACUACCUCUAGAACUUCCUGCUUUGUAGUCACACUUCUUGACCUGCUACCAGGAACUUUGGGGAAAGCUAGCUUUGGGGAAGGGGCUAGGUGUAAAUAUGAAGGGGAGGAGGGAGACAAAUCAGAAGAAAUAAAAUAUAGGUAGAAUUAAAUUACUGUCUCUAGUUAUCUUUCCUAUGGAGUGAGGGUUUGUGGGGAGGGACAAACAGGUCUUCAUAGCUGGUCUCAGCAAAAUGUCCCUCCACUGAUCUUUCAGGGCUAUCCACCCCCUCCUUGAUAAUGCCCAGUGCCCUCGGUUCUGCUUACCUAAAGCUCCAUCUGAAUCCUUGGCUGGCUCUGCCCUUCCAUUUGAGCAGCCGUUCUGAGAGCAGGGCUCUGGCUUCCAUGGCUACAGCUUUUCUGGGGUCUGAGAGUGGGACAGAAGGGAAACUAUUUCCAUUUUCCUUUAACAGUUCAUUUUAACAAGAGCCUUGAAAACCCUCUUUCCUGUGAAGAAGGGCCAGCAUUGGAGGGCUGUCCAAGGUGCAAGAGGGGGAGAGCCGUGGUCAGCACAGCCUUUCCCCUUAAGCCCUGUGCCUACUAAAGCUGUGUCAGGCCGGAUGGAGAUGGAGACACUGACUUCCUGUUGCUGCUGCAUUCACUGCAUUAGAGAAGGCAAACUGGAGUGAGAAUUGUCACUGGAGUGAAGGCAAGGCUACUCUCUUUCCAGGCUGGCUUCUCAGCUACACUCAUCCCAGUGCCUGUAGUGACUGUAGGCAUCAGGAAUCUAAGUGUUAUCCUCACCCAAGAAGCAAGAGCCCUAACAGCCUCAAAGCCACAAGGGAACUGAGUAACUACUGCCCUUAGUGAGCACAGGCACUGAGAACUUUACAUAUAUUAUACCAUGUAAUCUUCAGUGUCCUCGAGGUACGCCAUCAUCAUCUCAAUUUGCAGAGAAGGAAACUGAAGCUCAAAGAGGCUGAUUAUGAAGUUGCAGAGCCAGGAGUCUGCCUGACUCUCAAGGCCAUGUUCUUAACAGUGCUUCUCAAAAGGCCUCUUCCAACAAACUUUUCAGAGGCAUAGGCAGUUCGGAGGGCAAUCUGACCAUUGACUCAGACUUUCAUCUUCCAAGAUAUGGUCUACAAAAAGAGCCACACAAAUGCACAAAGAUAUACAGACAAAGACAGAUCUGUCUGCAAUAUUAAAAACUUGGGAGCCUGGGGUGGUGAUACAUUCCUGUAUCCCAGCACUCUGGGAGGCCAAGGCAGGAGGACUGGAAGUUCAAGCCCAGCCUGGACAACUCAGUGAGACUGUCUCAAAAUAAAAAAUAAAAAAGGGCUGGGGAUGUAACUCAGUGCAAAAGCCACAGUUCUGUCCCCAGUAACCCCUUUCUCCCCUCCAAAAAUAAAGAGAAAAAAAAGGAAACAACACAAACCGCAAAUUAGAUGGAAUCAGGUGUGUCCAACCUGCAGCCCAUGGGUCAGACACACCGAAGUUACUAUA
Messenger RNA from Heterocephalus glaber (naked mole-rat), 3725 nucleotides. RefSeq names its product SAM and SH3 domain containing 3 (gene Sash3). Gene Ontology annotation, cellular component: cytoplasm; nucleus. Lineage: Eukaryota; Metazoa; Chordata; Mammalia; Rodentia; Bathyergidae. Gene Ontology annotation, biological process: positive regulation of B cell proliferation; positive regulation of immunoglobulin production; positive regulation of adaptive immune response. The record is from RefSeq and is a predicted model, not a curated record. Gene Ontology annotation, molecular function: protein binding.